Pangasianodon hypophthalmus (striped catfish) is the source of this 2267-nucleotide messenger RNA. RefSeq names its product centromere protein P (gene cenpp). NCBI's taxonomy places the organism in Eukaryota, Metazoa, Chordata, Actinopteri, Siluriformes, Pangasiidae. The transcript is spliced from 9 exons. The record is from RefSeq and is a predicted model, not a curated record. Gene Ontology annotation, cellular component: chromosome, centromeric region; nucleus. Gene Ontology annotation, biological process: CENP-A containing chromatin assembly. Bases 130 to 981 code for a protein of 283 amino acids.
CUAGGGAAUAAACAUAGUGGCUUUUACGCCAUAUGUAGUCCACUAUAUAUUAAAUAUGGAACGAUUUGAGAUGUAACCAUAGUCAAUGAGAAAUAAUCCAGCACUCAGAGGUUGGAAUAAGGGAAAAACAUGGAGCAAGACUAUGAAGAAGAAAUAAAAGUACUCCAACAAGAGAUAGAGAUGUGUGAAGCCGAGCAGGAAGAGUGUUUACGAGCUAUUUCAAGACAACACAGAGAAACCCUGCAAAAUAUCUUAAAGACCAUCUCCAUCCGAAAGGACAGAGAAGAUGGAGUGAUAAAUAAAGAUGUUUCAAAGCUCAUGACUGAAAUCAGUGAUCUGGAGAAGGACCACAGAAGACAGACAGACAUCAGUGGGAUAUCUCUGUCUGAGUGCUGGGUCAAGACACUGGAGAAAAGCCAUACAAAAACCGUACAGCAGUACAGACUGACUGGUCGCUGUUGGCUUCUUUCAUUCCAAGUUGAGUUUGCACUAACUGAGAUUCAGGACGAUGAAAUCAUCCUGAAAAAAGUGACUGACCUCAACAUUAUAUCGGAUGGAGCCGAGUUUAAAGACUUGUGUGGAUUUCUGUCAAGUGUAGAGGAGUCAAAGAGCGUUUUCCUGUUCUUCAGGACCUUGAGGUCAUUUUCAGAAAGAUGUAAGCAAAGGACUUGCACGUUCCAACACUUUAAGGAGAAAUAUCCAGAUGUGGUUCAACUUCCUGAGGGCUGCAGAUCUGAGAUCAUGGUGAUCCAGAGUCCACAACUUCCUGGGUGUACGAUGAGCAUUUUCUGGAACAUUACCGUCAGUAAAGAAGGAACAGUCAAGCCGAAGAUUGACCUACUGAUGAAAAUGCCUGAGCAAGCUCAAAAGUUGGAUACGGAAAACGUGGUGGAGUCGGCACCGGAAUGCUUUCGGAGUCUUCUGACGGUGUUUGGAGUGGAAGCUACAAUCGAAAGUUUAAUACAAUCUGUAUGUUUUUGAACAAUCAUGCAACACAAAAACACCACAGGCAUGUGUAUAUUUUCUUUAUAAUUUUAUUCAGUAUAAACACCACUGUAUCAUCACCCAUUAAGAAAUGUAUUAAUGCCAUCUGUACACAUUCUGUCAUCACAUGUACACGUGUGCACAUAGCGUAUGUAAAUAUACAUCAUUAGACAAUAGCUAGAAAAAUAAAUAAUUUAAAUAGAAAAAUGUGACAGCAAAAUCCACUUUGUCUUUUGAAAGAGUGAAUAGUUUAGUCCUUACUUUAUCUGUAUCACAGUGAUUGUGAUUUCUUGAGAGGAUUAAUAGUAACCUGGGUUUCAGUUUAGCAAGUACACAUCCUUUAGUUCCUUGUAGUGAGUCGGUCAAUGUUUUGCUCCCUGCAAGUUAACCUAUUUGUUUCCACACGUCACAGACUUAAGAUUUGGCCUUAGCCCCACACACGUACACUGCCAAGCAAGAGUUUUCACCUUCUAAUUAAUGAGUGUAUUGGCAAGUUUUAAAUACUGUAAAAUUAACUCUAAAUCUAAUGAAGGAAUGGGUGUAAGUGAAUUAACAGUGAAGUUAGAAAAAUUAACCAAUUGGAAAAUAGUAGUAGAACAUGGCAUUUGUUGUGAUAAUUGACAUUAGCACACGCUCUACAUCUCUAGAGGCUUUGCUGAUUCUUUUCAUUAGAUACACUGAAGCUUUAGGUUGUUAAUAUUUUUCCUUAACUUACUUUUUUCUGCGGCACUAAUAGUGAUUAAACUGUAACAAACUCCAUGUGUCCAAACUUUUGACUGGCAGUGUAGAUCAAAUUGUUUUGCUUUGUAACAAUGAAACUUUCAGUCUUCCCCAAAUAAAUUUGUCUCUCUUGAAUUAGAGUAACAAAUGACAUCUGAUUUGACUUUAAACUACAAAAAUGUUUCUAUUUUUACUCUUUCACAUGUAAUGACUACCGAACUAAAAAUCUGCAGCACAAGGUAUAAACUCUUACAGAGGUACAUUAGGAGGAACAGUAAAGAGUUUGGCCGAUAUUAAAGGCUGUCCAUGUUUAAAUCCAUGAAAAUCCUCCGAACUGUUGAUUAAGGCCUCGAGAACUGACAUGCGCAAAUGCGCAGUAAAGUCAAAUCAAGUCAUGGAAUCGUUCAGUUCAACUAAAAAAGAGAAACAGAACUUUAGUGGUUUAAAACAGCAUUAGACACAGCAAUUGCUAGACCACAUCUGAGCUAGAAGGUCAUUAUUUAAAAAUAUAUAUAUAUAUAUAUAUAUAUAUAUAUAUAUAUACAUAUAUAUAUACAUAUAUA